Molecule: messenger RNA, 3845 nt
Organism: Limanda limanda (common dab)
Lineage: Eukaryota; Metazoa; Chordata; Actinopteri; Pleuronectiformes; Pleuronectidae
Gene: mib1
Product: MIB E3 ubiquitin protein ligase 1
Exons: 22
Coding region: 642-3818 (1058 amino acids)
Biological process (GO): protein ubiquitination
Cellular component (GO): cytoplasm
Molecular function (GO): ubiquitin-protein transferase activity; protein binding; zinc ion binding
Source: RefSeq, a predicted model, not a curated record
CGUCUUCGGGCUUUGUCGGUCUUCUCCGGAGCGAGUUGUUGCUGCCUCUCAACGAUGAGUGACAAUAAUGGCGACGCGUUCAUUCUGAGUUGACUCCGGGGAACCGUGUCUGGCCGACGAAGGGAGCCUCUCGGACGGAUCGUGGGGAACCGCACUCGGUCUCAUCCAGGACGAACCAGCACAAAGAGGAUCCACCUCCGCGGGGGAAACCCGGGCAGCUUCACCCUGCUAGCACCGCCACAGCUAGCAACUCGCACCGCCAGCUAGCCAAGUUGAGGAGGUGGUGUUCCUGUGUGUGGAGUGGAGGAGAGGGACUGGGAGUGGGAUUCCUGCCCAGUUAGCUGUGUGGCGCCGUGAGGGUCUUUCAUGGUAACUGGUUUCUGGUUCUCGGAGGCCACGCACAGGAGACCCAGUUAGCUCUGUCUGGGAGUUUGUUGUCUAAACAGCCUCCACAGGCAGCUAGCUUAGCUUCCCAGCUAGCGAGAGGCUAGCUUUGUGGAUUGUUCCCGUCUCGUCGCCACUCGGCGUUUUGGGAAACUGCCCCCCCCCCCUCCUCCUCCUGUCUGAUAGCUGGCUAGCUCAGGCUGCUUAGCUCCAUAACUUGUACGAAUCGCUUGGGAGCAGCGAGCCCUCUUUCGGUAAUGACUACCGGCAGGAACAACCGGGCGAUGAUGGAAGGAGUCGGGGCCAGGGUGGUCCGCGGACCCGACUGGAAGUGGGGGAAGCAGGACGGCGGAGAGGGGCACGUCGGCACCGUCCGGAGUUUUGAAAGUCCCGAGGAGGUGGUGGUCGUCUGGGAUAACGGGACGGCGGCGAACUACCGCUGCUCCGGAGCCUACGACGUGAGGAUACUGGACAGUGCACCCACAGGCAUCAAGCAUGAUGGAACCAUGUGUGACACCUGCCGUCAACAGCCUAUCAUAGGCAUUCGCUGGAAAUGUGCUGAAUGCACCAACUAUGACCUCUGCACAACCUGUUACCAUGGAGACAAGCAUCACCUGAGACAUCGGUUCUACAGGAUCACCACCCCGGGCAGUGAGAGAGUUCUUCUGGAGUCGCGUCGCAAGUCGAAGAAAAUCACGGCCAGGGGGAUCUUCACUGGCGGCCGGGUGGUGCGAGGUGUGGACUGGCAGUGGGAGGACCAGGAUGGAGGAAACGGGAGGAGAGGAAAGGUGACAGAGAUCCAGGACUGGAGUGCGGCCAGCCCUCACAGCGCCGCCUACGUCCUGUGGGACAACGGGGCCAAGAACCUGUACCGCGUUGGCUUUGAGGGAAUGUCGGAUCUGAAAUGUGUCCAGGAUGCUAAAGGAGGCUCGUUUUACAGAGACCACUGUCCUGUUUUGGGUGAGCAGAACGGCAACAGAAACCCGGGCGGUCUCCAGAUUGGAGAUCUGGUCAACAUAGACUUAGACCUAGAGAUUGUCCAGUCCCUCCAACACGGCCAUGGUGGGUGGACCGACGGCAUGUUCGAGACCCUCACUACCACUGGCACAGUGUGCGGCAUCGAUGAGGAUCAUGACAUUGUGGUGCAGUACCCCAGUGGAAACAGAUGGACGUUUAAUCCAGCUGUGCUGACAAAGGCCAAUGUAGUGCGCAGCGGAGACGCUGCAGCCGGGGCCGAGGGAGGAACCUCCCAGUUCCUCGUGGGAGACCUGGUCCAGAUUUGCUACGACAUCGACCGCAUCAAGCUGCUGCAGCGUGGCCACGGAGAGUGGGCUGAAGCGAUGCUGCCGACCUUAGGAAAGGUGGGGCGCGUCCAGCAAAUCUACUCUGACAGUGACCUGAAGGUCGAGGUAUGUGGAACUUCGUGGACGUACAAUCCUGCUGCUGUCACAAAGAUCGCCCCCUCUGGCUCCGCUGUCAGCAACGCCUCUGGAGAGCGUCUGUCUCAGCUGCUGAAGAAACUAUUUGAGACACAGGAGUCUGGAGACAUCAAUGAGGAGCUUGUCAAGGCAGCAGCCAAUGGGGACCUGGCAAAGGUGGAGGACAUUCUGAAGAGACCGGAUGUGGACGUGAACGGUCAGUGUGCCGGACACACUGCGAUGCAGGCGGCCAGUCAGAACGGUCACGUGGACGUCCUGAAGCUGCUGCUCAAACACAACGUGGACCUUGAGGCCGAGGACAAAGAUGGAGACCGGGCGGUGCACCACGCAUCCUUUGGCGAUGAGGGCUCCGUCAUUGAGGUGCUGCAGAGGGGCGGAGCUGAUUUGAACGCCAGGAACAAGCGAAGGCAGACUCCGUUACACAUCGCUGUCAAUAAGGGCCACCUGCAAGUGGUCAAGACCCUGCUGGACUUUGGCUGCCACCCAAGUCUCCAGGAUUCGGAGGGUGACACACCCCUGCAUGACGCCAUAAGCAAGAAGAGAGACGACAUGCUGUCAGUGCUGCUGGAGGCCGGUGCGGACGUUACCAUCACCAACAAUAACGGGUUCAAUGCCUUGCACCAUGCGGCCCUGCGAGGAAACCCCAGUGCCAUGCGUGUGCUGCUAUCCAAGCUGCCGAGGCCUUGGAUCGUGGACGAGAAGAAGGACGACGGCUACACCGCACUGCACCUGGCUGCCCUCAACAACCACGUGGAGGUGGCUGAGCUGCUGGUGCACCAGGGCAGCGCCAGCUUAGACAUCCAGAAUGUCAACCAGCAGACGGCGUUGCACUUGGCCGUGGAACGCCAGCACACCCAGAUAGUCCGGCUGCUGGUGCGGGCGGAGGCCAAGCUCGACGUGCAGGACAAGGAUGGGGACACGCCGCUUCACGAGGCGCUGCGUCACCACACACUGUCCCAACUGCGACAGCUCCAGGAUAUGCAGGAUGUCAGCAAAGUGGAGCCUUGGGAACCCUCCAAGAACACAUUAAUCAUGGGCCUGGGCACCCAGGGGGCCGAGAAAAAGAGUGCAGCAUCCAUCGCCUGUUUCCUGGCUGCUAAUGGAGCCGACUUGACCAUUCGUAACAAGAAGGGCCAGUCGCCCCUGGACCUGUGUCCCGACCCCAGCCUCUGCAAGGCCCUGGCCAAAUGUCAUAAAGAAAAGAGCAGUGGACAGGUGGGCACCCGCAGCCCGUCUCAGAACAGCAACAUCGAGUCUCUGGACGAGUGUAUGGUGUGUUCGGACAUGAAGAGGGACACUCUGUUCGGGCCCUGCGGACACAUCGCCACCUGCUCCCUCUGCUCGCCGCGCGUCAAAAAGUGUCUCAUCUGCAAGGACCAGGUCCAGUCUAGAACCAAGAUCGAGGAGUGCGUGGUCUGCUCUGACAAAAAAGCAGCCGUGCUGUUCCAGCCCUGUGGCCACAUGUGCGCUUGUGAGAACUGUGCGAUACUCAUGAAGAAGUGCGUACAGUGUCGGGCUGUAGUAGAACGCCGCACUCCUUUCGUUCUCUGCUGUGGAGGGAAAGGUAUGGAGGAUGAUGAUGAUGCCGCUGAUGAUGAUGAUGAUGAUGGUGAUGAUGAUGAUGAUGAUGAUGAUGAUGAUGAUGGUGAUGAUGAUGAUGAUGAUGAUGAUGAUGACCGUACAGGGAGCUCUAACACUAUGGCAGGGGGAUCGCAGGAUCUUCUCCAGCCCAACAAUCUGGCACUAAGUUGGUCCAGUGGAAACAUCCCAGCCAUGCAGAGGGACAAGGACAACACCAACGUCAACGCUGAUGUUCAGAAGCUCCAGCAGCAGCUGCAGGACAUCAAGGAACAGACCAUGUGUCCGGUUUGUCUGGACCGGCUCAAGAACAUGAUCUUCAUGUGCGGCCACGGCACCUGCCAGCUGUGCGGCGACCGGAUGAGCGAGUGCCCCAUCUGCCGCAAGGCCAUCGAGCGCCGCAUCCUCCUCUACUAGACCCCCCCGCCCCCCCCACGGACUCUG